Molecule: messenger RNA, 1102 nt
Organism: Stegodyphus dumicola
Lineage: Eukaryota; Metazoa; Arthropoda; Arachnida; Araneae; Eresidae
Biological process (GO): regulation of DNA-templated transcription
Cellular component (GO): nucleus
Molecular function (GO): DNA-binding transcription factor activity, RNA polymerase II-specific; RNA polymerase II transcription regulatory region sequence-specific DNA binding
Source: RefSeq, a predicted model, not a curated record
AUGAAUGAUUAUUGAAUAAAGUAUAUUUUUUAUGCAGGAAGAUGAAAAAUCGGGUUGCAGCACAAACCGCCAGGGACAGAAAAAAGGCAAGAAUGGCAGAACUUGAAGAACAGGUGUCAGAACUUCAAACAGAAAAAAAAGUGUUAUUGCUGACUAAUAUUGAACUAAGGAAUAAGAAUGCUAUCUUAGAAAAAGAAAAUGCAGAAUUAAAGCUCCGGCUUGGCAUACAGAAUGCUGAUGAAACUUUGAAAGAGGCCAAGAAGGAAAAGGACGAAGCAUCUGAUUGUGCACAUCCCAGAGUGUCUGACUGCAAGUCUCUUGAGUAUGCAUCACUCAUUAAUGAACCUCUGCAGAAGGGACAGGACAUGCAGAUUCUUACUCUCUGGAUGAUGCAAUACGUUUACUUACCAGCUGUAGCGAGACUGAUGCUCUUCUUGAUCUACUACAGCAGUGUAGCGAAGAUCUUAUGCAGUAUGAGGAUUCCAGCAGCAACCUGUGUCAAAAUGGAGAAGACAGAAAGAACAUCUCAGAUCCAAAAGUGGUGGGGACCUCAUCAAAAAGCGUGGAAUCCCACAAAGAACUGAUUCAUUUCGACCACAUUUAUUAUAAGCAGGAAGAAGCUGAUGCCUGUCCAGAUGUCAGUACUGCUUUGUCUUUACCAGAAAGUGAAUUAUCCACAAAGGAAAUAAAUUUGGACCAAUCUCAUAUUAGUGAAUCAGAUUGUGUUGAAAUUACAGAUUCUACAGACAUUCCAACUAUUCACAUUACUUCUGAAUCUGAUUCCUUCAAUCCUGUUUUGCAUUUUGAAAGUGAAGUGUUUCCUGUGGAUGAUUUCAAUAGUCAGUUGCUGUAUCCUGCUGAUACCACCCGGUGUGUUAGUCCAACAUCUAGUGAUGCAGGGUAUGAUUCUUCAUUUUCAGCGUCUUCACCUUCCAGUGCAAGCACGUCGUGGGAUGAAACGCUAACAGAACUUUUUCCUUCUUUGGUGUAACAUGGUGUGGUGAUGGACAUUUGAAAUCCUUUAAAGAAUUAAUAUAUUUAAAAAAUUUUAUAUAUUGUAUAUAUAUGGUGCCUUUGUGAAUAAAAUCACUUACUGUGUAAA